This is a messenger RNA of Lytechinus pictus (painted urchin), 4271 nucleotides long. RefSeq lists its product as uncharacterized. The transcript is spliced from 4 exons. NCBI's taxonomy places the organism in Eukaryota, Metazoa, Echinodermata, Echinoidea, Temnopleuroida, Toxopneustidae. The coding region runs from base 525 to 1604 and encodes 359 amino acids. The record is from RefSeq and is a predicted model, not a curated record.
AUUCACGAAAGUGAUUGGAAUAGACAGCAAAAAAAAAAACCCGUCAGUUGUGGUUCUAAAUUUGGAGGACUUUGGGAACAACACACCGCCCUGAGUUUAUUCAAAUCGAUUUUGUUCUUCGGAGGCAUUCAUCCAUACUUUCUUUCAUUUUACUCACUUGGGCAGACGGUCGCCGACACUCCCAUUCAUACUGCCACCGGCCACUACAUGCGUCCUGUGCAAAGGCUGGUAUUGUUAUAACCGCUUUCUUGAUCUACAAGAAAAUUCAUAUUUGCAGAGAGAUUUACGCCAUUGUUCUCCUUGAGUUCAGGGUUUUAACAAUGCUCCUUCGGAAAGACAUAAAAAAGAUGCCCGCGUAGUUAGCAUGAUAAUAGAGCUCAAGGCGUCGAGAAAUUCCAUAAUAUAUUCCAGGAGCCUGGUGUAAGAGCACAUAAUUCUGUGGCCAAUUCUGUUACUUUACAAAGUAGAAUACGAGAUAGAACACGCCUAUUUUUCAAAGAUCUAGAUUCAAUACACGAUGCAAGAUGAGGGACCGCAAUUUACCCGACGAUGAAUAUAAUCGUAGGCUACACAUCUAUGCCGAAACCCCAGGUCUUCAACAACCGGCACUGGUCCCAGCCUCAGAAAAAGAGCUCAACGCCCCUCGACCCCCACCAUUAUCAGCAUUACCCGCUCAGGGACACAGUAGUAUACAGACACGCCCCUAUGCUAGGAUUCCAGCCGCUAACUUUGUGGAAGAAGAGGAGGAGGACGUUGACUCGCCGUCAUCAACCCCAGCCACAGGUCAAUCGUUGUCGUCGGCAUCCUCCAUGGUUUCUCCAGGGACGGCAAGUCGCAUUGGUUUGACGAAUGGCAAAACUGUUGGACAGGGUCGAGAUCCUAUUUACGCCGAGUUGGAUCAUCGACAUUCAGAAGAUGACAGAACGGAAAAUGCUUUGGGAUGCAUUUCUGAAAACAAAGCCAGUAUUCAUUCAUCAACACCAUUAAGAACAUCAGAUGUAAUUCUUAAUCCGUCUGAAAGUACAAGCGAUGGUCGAUCCCGAACAGUUUCACCUCAACCACUAUCGAAACGGCAAGCACCUUUGCCAGGGUCGUCCAUCGCGAAGAAAUUAGACUUGACUCAAGGGCCAGGACCUAAUUCGAAAACAAUAAGGACCCAUACACGACUUGAUGCAAGUCUUGAAAUCCCGGCGACACCACGUCCGAAAUAUGCAGGGACGGAAAAGAAAGAUGACGAUGGGAUACUGCUUAUACGGAAAACAGAGCAUAGUUCCGAGGUUGACGAGACGACGACGUCCUCGACGAAGAAUGAGAAUGAUGGUGUCGUCACCAGACCCAACAGCUCAGGUGGCUCAGGGAUCAUUCUGACUCGCGUCAGGAGUAUAGAUGGUCAACCGACAAUGGUUCCUGGAGAGGUCGACGGCGAGGGUGAAGCCCAGAUUUCAAUGCCAGUCGAUCCUGACCUCGACGCAGGCAUGGCUGUCAUUAAAAAGAAGCAAAGGUUCCGAAGAAAUAUGAUCUUCAUCAUUUCAUUUCUCAUGAUCCUUCUAAUCGUCGUCGCUGCUGUCAUCAUCUCUCUCGUCAUCGUCACCAAAAAUAGGUGACCAGAGAGGGCAGUGUUCAACUUCUGAGUUUCCAGCCUGAGAGAAUUCUUCACAAAUCCAGAAAGCUUCUUCCAUGACUGAUUGAUUAUUCCUGCCAUGAUGUCCUGCGUCUGAAUCCACCAAGCAAGCAUUCGAGCAUGGAAUUCAGAAUUUGAGAGACAGAUCUGAAAAGAGAAAAUUGUCAAAUCCUAUUAAACACAAGUUGAAGAAUAUCUUCAGAUUGUUAAGCCUAUUAUGAAUUAUUGCAUUCUACUGCUUUAACCCUAAAUAGACCCUUAGAAGAUGGGGGGGGGGGACUGAUUAACCCCCCUAAUUAUCUCAGCCGUAGAUCACACGAUAACUACAAAAAUUGGCACACGUGUAACCCAUGGCAUAAUCUACAAAACUCUUGUGAAAAAUCUCAUUGCUAAUAGCAGAUUUACACAUAAAAUAAUAAGUUUGCUCUAAUUAACUAAAUAAUGCCCCUAAAAUGCUAAUUUUUUGGUUCAUAGACUCUUUAUAGGAGUCUGAUCAAAUGAACUUUAACAAAAAAUUUCAACAUUACAUUUAUUUACUUAUGUAUUUUUUUGUUUUCUAAAUUUCUUAUGUACUUCUUUGUUUUUUCUUCUUUUUGUGUGUUUUUUUCAAUGGAAAUUGGAGGGGACUUUAUUUUGACCAUAAACAAGAUGAAAUUAAUUGAUUUUAAUCAGUAAAAGGAGAACUGAUGAUAUAUUUAUGAAUUUUGGCAAAAAAAAACUAUUAGCAUUGGAUUUGUACACAAAUUCACAUUUUGGAGCAAUUUUGGGUCUGCAUGCACGUAUGAAAUGUUGUGCAAUUUCAGGGGGGCUGAAUCUUCCCAAGUCUUAUUAGGGUUAAAUUAACCAAAGGCUUUAUUAUCUCUUGUACAUUGUAACAAUUUCACAGACACCCACCUGGUGUACAAAAAGGAAAAUGUGGGGGGGGGGGAACUUGUGGUGUAUUUCAAUUGCAUAAAUUCAUCGUUUAUUUAUUUUUUUAAAUUUAAAACUACUAUUUUUAAAAAUACUAAAAUUUUAUUUAAAAGUACUAUGUAAUCAGCUGACUUACAUGGACAUAUCUAUGAUUUUCUAACAAAGAUACAGAAAGAUUUUUUCCAGUUACAUUCAGGAUUUAUGCAGUAAUUAAAGAUAAAUGCCAGUUGUGAUAAUGAUCUCAAAAUGACUUUUUACACAGUCCAAUAUAAUGACCACCCAAGUGUCUGUAUGAAUAAAAAAAUAUGUGCCAAAGGAUUCUGGAAGAAAUUGUGUAAUUGCUGAGAAAUAAGCAAAAUAAGCGCGGAUUCGGGCACUUCCGUCGGGUCUUUAUUCCAGCAAUAAUAAUAUACACUGUCCCAAGUGUGCCUAUCUGUGUUGGCAAUCUUCAGUGUGAUCGUUUUUCAGCUUAGAUUUUAUGAUUACACAAAGUUCAGUUUAUGUAACUGUACCAGAUCUAGAUCCACGAUGACAUUGUAAUACUUAACCUUGUUUUACAGACUUUCUCACGAAAUCAGUGUUUUACUGCAUCUACUUUCAUUUAGCUUUAAACAAAACAACACAAUUACAUAAAAUCAUUGAAUAAAUCAUGGAGCUCACUUAUGACAGAAUAUUAAUGAUUACUGGUCCAUUACAAUUGCUGGCACUGUUAUCUUUAGUGCACACUGCACAAUGUUCGCAAUGUUAGAUAUUAAAUCAAAUUUAAGGCAAAAUCAACAUACUGGACACAGUCAGGUAAGGAAUGUAUUACGCAAAGGGAAAACAAAACGUAUUGUGAAAAUUUUUUAUUCAGUUUCAUGAUAUUAACUAAAUGGACAAAAGGUGACAAUGUGGAUAUAUUUAAGAAUUUACUAGAGUUGAGAUGUUCUGCAAGUUAGAAUCUGAGAUUCUGAACCACGCACCUUUAAAACUGUUUGUUGGGUCAUGGAAAGGGUAUGGUUAAUGCCUUCUAAUAAGUAGUACUUGAUAUUGAUGAAUACUAGUAUGUGUUGAUAAUAACAUUCUUCUUUUAUAUCUAACUACUGUUUAAAUCAACCAGGGUGACUUUGGACAUACCCUCAGACAAAGAUGUAACUCUUUCCCAAUAAAAUCUCUAUCUCCCUGCUAUUAAUCAAGUAAUGCUACAUACAUGUACAUGUAAUAUCAUUCAAUAUUAGCAUUUCUAUGUCAUAGUAAAAGUGAUUUAUAUAAUUUACAAUAAACAUAUGUAUACACUGGUGAUACAAGGUAAAUCUGAUGUUUAUCGUGCCACAUGGUGUGUUAGACUUCUUAUGGGAUCCGAUAGUGACAGAUUUAGAUUAGUUAGAAAGAAUACCAUUUCAUGGACGUUAUUGUUUGUGCAAAUUUUUUUUGUUCCUAAUCUUUAUAAAUCUGCUACUUCUCCAGGAUGUAAUCACCAGGCAAAUGAUCAAGUUUCAAAUCACUUAUUAUGAACCCUUCUGCAUUUCUAAAACAGUAGGAAAAUCAUGCGAAACAUUCCUCAACUUUUUUCCAUUGCUGCAGCCAUUCUUCAAGAAAAGGAUGGCAUCUGUUAUGUAUACAUGUAUAUACUAUAAAAUAUUGUAACACUAAUGAGAUGAUAUCGAAUACGUACAAUUAUUAUCAUUAAUAAAUACAAAUAUGAAUGAAAAAUGUAGUCAGAUUGAAUUUGUAUGUGAUUAAAAAAAACAAUUGUCUA